Syngnathus typhle (broad-nosed pipefish) is the source of this 10278-nucleotide messenger RNA. It is a transcript of the gene pdzrn3b, whose product is annotated as PDZ domain containing RING finger 3b. The transcript is spliced from 8 exons. Bases 7308 to 9596 code for a protein of 762 amino acids. Gene Ontology annotation, biological process: neuromuscular junction development; protein ubiquitination. Lineage: Eukaryota; Metazoa; Chordata; Actinopteri; Syngnathiformes; Syngnathidae. Gene Ontology annotation, molecular function: protein binding; ubiquitin protein ligase activity. The record is from RefSeq and is a predicted model, not a curated record.
ACUUAUAGUCCGAAAAUUACGGUAUUUGAAAGGAUUCAUGUUCAAAGUCAAAACAUCUUAUCACAAGUUGUGUUCCUUCUUGUAUGCUGCGUGCACUCUCGUAGUUAAGCGUAAAGUGAGAAAAAAAAAAACGAAGAGCAGCACAUCAGCUCUGGAAGGUGGCCCCCGCUAAUAUGUUGCCAUAGUGACGCUCAGGAAUAGGUUGGGUUUCCUUGACGACGAGGGUACGGUACUGUACACUUUUCAGCAUUGGUUGCUCUCUCCUUGCAUGAUGUAUUUCUGAGAGUCAUUCCACCCGACAACUCGGGCGGGCACACAUUAGGGUUCACAGUGACGCUCUUUUAACUUUGCUGUCAUUCGUUGGCCUCAGUCUGUUUGUUCUGUUGUCUGGAAUCGUUUUGUCCAAUUGGCAGCUGGCCACGACUGGCACAUUGGCUAAUUCCUCUACUCUCUGAGGCAAAAACAAAAUAUAUGUUUGAUAAAUUACUAUAUGCUGGCUUGGAACCAAUUUGAUGUGGUGGCUGUGGCUGGUGUGUUUUCCAAAGCACAUGGUGAGAGAUUGUUCUGGGCUUGACUGCCGUGUGGUCAAUGACCUCUCACCUCGCUUGCUUUUCGAGGCAUCCCGCCAGUGAUCAGACAGCCGGGCCAGCUAUGACACACACACAGCUUGAUUGACAGCUACAAAGUAGCCACAAUGUGUGUGUACCCCCCCCUCGCCAUCCCCGUCACUCAUCUGUCUCACAACAAUGCUGGAUUGUUGCGGCCGAUGGAUCAGAGCGUCUCGUCGCUAUUGAGUUGCAACACGUGUUGGGCGGCUGCACUCUCUUGACUAAUUGAAAAUGCAGGAUUAAAGGGAGGCAGGAAUGUGCACCGGUGAACAUGACUCCUUCUGACAUGAGCAACAGUCGGAUGGAUCCUGUGGAAGAUGAUAGCCUCAUGCGGGCAGCAGCAUCAUAAGAAUGGAAACAAUUCUGAGAGCAAAUAUUUGAGAUGAUUGAAAUAAAUGCGAGAGUAUUUUAGAGCAGUCUACACGACCAGAAUAUUUCCGCUUGCUUCACUGCAGUGUUGAUCAGGCGUGAAAUCUCAUGGCUCAAGUCCUAAAUUCAAACGAUUGUUUUAUCACCUCAAAGACUCUUUAUGAAGAGGAACAAAUGACAUCCUGUUAAUUGUGGUUGGGCUCAUCCUGGGGCUUUUCUGUCUUCAUCUUUAUCCGUCUAAUCUGAAGUAAAAGAGCACUGAUCACGAUGUUUAGGCUUUCCUAAGAGGCGGUUAAGGUGAGUAAUUGUUUCUUUCAGAGAGCGUCUGACCUCCUGAAUGCUUUCUCUGUGCUCAUUACUUUCCCUGAUGAUCUUAAUCCCCUGUCUGAAGUCGGGCCCGUCACAUGCACCAAAGGAUCGGCGAGGUCACAGAUCAAACCAUCCCCCCCCCACCGCUCACCCCUAAAAUCACGGCCUCCUCUACAUCUCUCGCUUCUAUGCCUUCUUCUUCUCGUGCCUUGUGAUUACAAAGCCACCCCUUCAUCAACGCUCCCUUGUGUUCUUGUUUUGUUUUUCUCCUGUAGCGUUCCGCUGUUUCUCUUCUUGAGCUGGCCACGUACAAGCGCUUCCUUACCGUAACCAUGACGAUUAUCAAUUAAACUAUGAUCUCAAAUUUGACAUCCUCUGGAUCACGACAUCUCUUUUUCGAUCUGCUUACUGUCUCAGCGGGAGAAAAAAUAACGGCGGAAAAUCUGUCACCCAUUAGACCUCCGAGGUCGCCGCCUUGGUCUGAUAAGGAGAUUUACUGGUCGUCCAAACGUCUGCUAGCGUUUCUCGCACUUUAAUUAAAUUCUUGCGGCAGACUAAAGAUUGGCAUGAGUGUAAAAAUUCUUCACAAGAAGUAGCUCUCGUUAAUCACCAUUGAUUUUCAGCAGUUAAACCGUGGUUGUGUUAACCAUAAAAUCCAUCAUUCAGUGACCUCACUAGACCAGAACCGUUCCAUAGGUCGAAACAUUCCUGUUUAGGAAGAAGGCGUUCGAAAUUGAUGUGCUCGUGGCGCUUGCGUGCCUUAUUCAAGGGCACCUUGGCAGCAGUCAGAACCAGAAUCUCUCCGACAACUAGCUGCCAUUUAUUUUAUCUGCAGCCGGACAGCAACUGUGACCCUCCGGUUCCAAAGGCAGCCUUAAUGUGCCUUUGAAAUAUAUUUAUGUACGAUGUACGUGCCCAUCCCGUAGACUACCUGUGUCGAUAAUAUCUAUUUUUUUUUAAUGUCCUGCUUGAUUAUUCUUCUGACACGCACACAAAUUACCUUUUGUGGGAAUGUCACGGCAUUUGGAUAAUAGGCUGUAAAUAUUGUUUAUAGGACUUGUUCAUCAUUCACAUGUGACCUGUUGUUUUAUAGUCACAAAGGUUAGUUGGAUAUUUUACUAGCUCCAUUAUCAUAUUCAGCCAUUGUUAUUAUUAUUAGCUGUGAAUACACAACUGAACACAAACGCGUAGGAUGGUGUUGAUAUAUUUCAGAGCAGACACAUGAGAAUUACUGAGCUUGUCUCGGUCCAUGCAAACAUUCGAAGCAGUUGCAUGCUUUCACUUGGAUUAGAUAUUGGCUCGUUUAAUCACUCAGCAACCCUCUUUUUUUUUUUUUAUUUAGCAAACUUGAUUGACUACUCUUUGGAAAUGUGGUACCGUAAUUUUCGGACUAUAAGUCGCACCGGAGUAUAAGUCGCACCAGCCAUAAAAUGCCCAAAAAAGUGAAAAAAAACAUAUAUAUGUAUAUAAGUCGCUCCUGAGUAUAAGUCGCCCCCCCCACCCAAACUAUGAAAAAAAAACGCGACCUAUAGUCCGAAAAUUACGGUAAAUCUGCCCACUAGUUAGUGGUAGAAGCGUGGGGGUUAUACGGCAAAAACAUGAUGUCACUUCUGAGGUAUAAUGUUUGUGUAAAACGGUCAACAAAAAAACUAUUCAUUGUCAAUGCGCAUUUAUGUUUUUGACGGCCUUGGAGCUAAUCGCUCUUCGGUGAAUACAGCACACGGACAUAAUGGUUGUGUCAUUAUCGCUUGUUUUAGCGUUCAAUGAAGUUGUUGCGGUAGCUGGCGUUGCUUCUCGUCUAAAAUGCGAGCACAAAGCUGACAGCUGAAUUAUGCACAGCUCAGUGUUUCAGAGAAUACACACACGCCUACACACACACACUUGAGAAGAACUGCCAAUGCCUGAUCUUAUUCUCUCUCCUGGCAUUUCCAUUAGAGGGCUCGUGAGCAUCUCUUUUCCCGUCAUAUCCUCUUCAGAUUAGAAGGCUCAUGAAGGUAACUAAAAUAUGACCUAAAUCGAAUUUGGAGGAUGUCACCUAAUCUAUUUUUUUUAUGACAUUACCUUCCAUGUUCACAGAGCAAAGGUGUUUGCUUUUAAUUAGACAAAGCUGGCCAGUAUCACGUUCGGACAGUCUUAUAACCGUGAGUGAAAUGCUCUAAAAUGUGUCACUCUGAGAUGUUUGUGUUACUUUGGCUGAAGUGGUGUCUCAAAGAAAAAAAGGGGGCAACCGAUCUUGACUUUCUGCAGUUUUGAAACGGUGACUUUAUAGAACAAUGGUUUAUCUUAAAACCGGUAACUGUCAGGUUAGUCAUGAGCUGUGUUCUUGUUUUGACUUGUAUUUGGUUUUGCAUCAGAUUGUUUCAUUCUCAUCUGGUUCUUGGCUCGGGCUGCAAAUCGGGUCCACCUUUGGUCGUCAAGCCGCUCCCACGUCUUCCAAUCAGCUCCCUCAACCACUUCAUUUCCCCAAGUGUGCCUUGUUGUCUCGUCAGUUGGCUUGUAUUUAGGUCCCUGCCUCCUUUCAGUCUGUUUGACCAGUUGCUUCUGUGUGUCGUUCUUGUCAGUUGUCACCCAUGUUGAUGGAAGUUUCGUCUCAAUGCUUUUUUUAUUUAUUUGUGUCGAAAAUUUGGGAGCGUUUAGUUUGUUGGUGUUGUUUCUGUUCCGUAAUCAAUUCCACAAAAACGAAAUAAUUCAAAGGUGCAAAAUAUGUUCGUAAUAUUUCCACUUGCGGAUGAAGUCUAACUUGUUUGCCAUUUAGUCUACUUUCAGCUACUAAAUGGUUAAAAUGCCAAACUGCCAAAUGUGAUAAAUGAAUCUUGCACCUCCACAGACAUCAAGAUAUAGCAGUUUUUACGCCGAGCACCUUACGUCUACGAAAAUAGAUCCGUAGUCAUUAUGAAUUUUUAAGAUGGAGCCAGUUUUCCUUUUUCUUUCACUUUAUCAGUUUCUGAUCAUCCUGCUGUCUGGACAGUGUAUUAAGUAUAGGGUGGAACUGAAGAGACCUAAUUCCGUCUUUUUCUUUAUCAGUCACAGCCAUCGGUGUCCUAUGUCUACCACCUCAUCCCCUUCUGCGUACUUUUUCACCACAUCCUGUAAAGUCCACAAUGGGGAAAAAAAAAAAACCGCUUAUCGUGAUUGCGGAUGUUUAAGUUCAGCAACGUGGAGCUAUUAGAUAUUUCCACAAGGCUGACAGAAUUACUGAGGUCAGGUUAUGCAAAUUCCACAGAUGUGCAGUCAUUAAUCUUGUGCUUUGUGGACAAAGAUGAUUAUUUAUUUAUACCUUUCGUAAAAUGUGAGGCAAACGACCGCUUGGCUCACUGGUGUUUGAAUUUGUCGUGAAUUGAAUAUUUAUUGGUUUUGUGCUAUUACUGACUCCUCGGUUAUUGUUGUAUGCAGUGCCUGUAUAACAAAUCCAAUCUUAAUCCGAAACCAUUUAAGCCUGAGCAUAUGCUGGCAUGCAUAAACAAUAACACUCAUUUAUCUUGUUCUAUUUAAUCCAACCACCGGUGCCAGUUUAGCACAAUAAAAAGCAUUUUGUUCGUUUAAUUGAAAAAGCAAAUGAAAGGUGGUUAAAAUUGGUAUCUGGAAAUACAGAUAAAUGUGUGAGGUGACUAUCACUGUCUAAAGCUAUUAAUUAGUGAUGUGUUUUUUUUAGCUGCAAAAUCAAACAUCGAUGAGGUUAAAAUAUGUAUUUAAAAAAAAAUCCAUCCCAUUUAUCAUGUCCACAUUUAUCAACGCUGAUUUGCAUCCUACUUUUUGCUCAACAUAAAAGACGAGAUUUCCAACCAAGACCGAGUGUUGUGAAAUCAUACAAAGAUGAGCGCCACAUGAUCCCACAGUCAAAGCAAAGCCAUGGCUACUAAACCAGGCCCAGUGGGACACUGACCCAAGAGCCAACAUGACUUUGAAUGAUCCGGAUCAAAUGCUCCGGAGAACCACAACACCGUAGAAAACUUUUAAUGCGCUCAAGUGUAAAGUGUUAAUGUUUCGGAUAACUCCCCAUGCUACGUUUUUUUCUUUAUUAUUGUUUGGUCUCUCCUACUGAGAUAAAAAUCCUCUUUGAUACCGAGUCGGCGUCUAGACCAGUAAUGAAUAAAACCUGCCGUGAAUGAGCAGCAGCAUGUUUGUUUAACCUGCGCAGCAUGGACCAAAAAGGUCUUGUCACCGGAGAAAUCUGUAAAUAUACGAAGCAGUCUCCGAAUGAAAUGUCUGAGCACAAUAAAGGACAGCGUGGACUUAAUUCACCCGCCGUUUGUUCUUGAAAAGAUCCUCACUUGACUUUCUUUGUCCGUCCUGUUUUGCUGCAGAUUACUCUUUAAUAUGGACAUUUUUGUGCAGCUGUAGCGUAACACCCUUAGCGCACUUGUUCAUAUCAGAGCCUUGUCUCCGUUCCAAAUGGGAUCAUCUCAGUGUGAAAGAAAGAUUAGUCGGACGAGAGCGCCAGCUACGACUCUCCGCUGAUCCCAGCCCCGGGCGUUAACAGUACCACUAAUGUGAGCAUCGAAUUGCUUUUCAUGGUGCACUGGAUGAAAGUUUUAGCCGUGCACCCGCACAAGCGAGUCCUCCACUAAUAAAGAAUGAUUGCAAAAUUCACACCGAUACCUUAUAGUUUGCCCUUGGCAACUUUUUGUCGGUCCUAAGUGAAUUAUUGUAAGAUUGCUGUCCAAAAAAUGUUUUAUCUUCCCAUCCCUACAAAUCCAUUCUUGCAAUUGAUUGGCUAAAGAAUACAUUAAAACCAUCCAUCCUGUAUGAUUGUAGGGAUAUUCUUAACAUGACCAAAAUCUUCACAUCCCCAUCCAUUGCUAUGAAUUCAAACAUGAUUAGGAAUCGUUGCGGUUGUCUCUACUGCACAUUUAUCUCUGGUUGGCAAAAUAGCAACGUGGGGAAACCGCAGGACCGAUGCCAGGGCUGGCUUAUGCAGCCAGACGAGUCGUCCCCACUCAUGGAGUCGGACAGUGUGUCACAACACGUUGAAUGCUCCACUGGGUGAAGUUUGACUGGAGAGCUCCAACAGCAAUAUUUAUCUGAUUUAUUUGGUUCCCCUGGCUUUAGAUUCAUGUUGAUAGAAAAUGGACAGAGAAUGGAUUGUUUGUUUUUGAUGGAUUACUGUGGUAGAAUCUACAAUCCACCGUGUGGGCCUAUUUUAUUUUCCGAGUAAACACUAACAGGGAAGAGGUCCAUACAUGUUCUCUAAACCAUUGGCAGAGUUAUGAACUGUAAGCUGAGAAAGCACAAUGGCUUCAAGAUCAAAUAGAAAAACUACUAUUAUAAAAAGGUACAUUUUUGCGUCAUAAUAAGAGGAUUUCAAACAAUACUUGUAAUGUUGUGGAUUUGUGGUUGGAGUCCAACAGUGUUGGGGCACUUUGCUGAACAUUGUUGUUUUCUAAACAUUGUUGUUGUAUUUCAUUAAAAAGGAGAAAAUAAAAACUGGAAUUAAAUACAUAUCCCUGGUUAAAUUAUGAUAUUAGAAAUACAUUUCAGCAUUAUUUAGUACAGUUGUGCAACUAUAAUAAACUAAGUGUAUAAUUUCUCAAAGCUAAGUAAGAUUUUUGUGUGAAGGCAGAAUUCCUCUCUUGUAUUGAAUCUUUUAAAACUAUAAAAAAUGCCAUCGCUAAUAUUUGUCAGUGUCAAACAUAUCUGUUGCAAAAGUGGUCAUGUUAUAUGUAAACCCUCAUCACACAAAUUAGACGGCCAUCCGCUUAAACGAUUGGACAUGAGCCCCAAGCCGUAAGUUAGCCUUCGUCAUGAAUCUACAAUGAGCGACUGUUGAAUAAACAUGAGGAGGCGUAUAUAGCCCAACGCCGGCUCCGGCCACGGGUAGUUCAGCAGAGGGCUGAGAGGGAGCAUGUGAGGUGAGGGGAGGGGGAGUGUGUGAGAGACAGAGGGGUGAGACGGCCACAAGCUGGGAGACUACAGCCUUGUCAGUCAAACAGAGAGAGGAUCAUUCCAAAAGGAGGAGGAGGAAGAUAUCUCCACUGCCCGAGCGGCCGCAGGGGGAGCCUGCACGGUGUGUCCUCCUCCACCAUGGGAUGCGGUCUCUGCACCCUGCAGAAGCCGGAGGAACAUUAUAAACUCCUCUAUGAAGUCUGCCAGGUCAAUGGCAGAGACCUCUCAAAAGCGACCCACGACCAAGCAGUGGAGGCUUUCCGUACAGCCAACGAUCCCAUUAUGGUCCAAGUUCUGCGCCGAGCCCCUCUACCCAAACUGGUCUCUUCCCCCACCGCUGACAACCACCUGUCAGAUAUCAGCACCCAGACUGAAAUCACCCUUCAACACAUUAUGCCGCUUGCCAAUUUGCCAGCAGCUUCAUCGCCCGGGACUGUGCUCCAAGGGUACCUCCUUACUGAGGAGCGUCCUUCUGGCCAUGAGUACUUUGACCCUAAUGAGUUCCUGGAUGGGAUUAAAUACGACAUAGAACGCGAAGAGUUAGAAUAUGAGGAGGUGGAUCUAUACAGAGCCAACAUUCAAGACAAGCUAGGCUUGACCAUUUGUUACAGGACUGACGAUGAGGAUGAAGCUGGGAUCUACAUUAGUGAGAUUGAUCCAAACAGCAUUGCCGCUCAAGAUGGCAGAAUUCGAGAAGGUGACAAAAUCGUCCAGAUCAAUGGCAUCGAGAUCCAAAACCGUGAAGAUGCAGUCGUGCUUCUGACCAGUGAAGGCAACCAGAAUAUAUCUCUAUUAGUUGCCAGACCACAGAUCCAGCUGGAUGAGGGCUGGCUGGAUGACGACAGGAAUGACUUCCUGGAUGAGCUCCACAUGGACAUGCUGGAGCAGCAGCACCAUCAGGCCAUGCAGUUCACUGCCAGCAUGCUGCAGCAGAAGAAGCAUGAGGAAGAUGGCGGCACCACUGACACAGCCACACUUCUCUCCAAUCACCACGAAAAGGACAGCGGAGUCGGCCGUACCGACGAGAGCACACGCAACGAUGAGAGUUCCGAGCAGGAGAACAUGGCUGACGACCACACAACAGCAUCCAACACUCUGAGCAGCUGCCGGAAGCUCGCCUACAGCCAGGACACCCUUGGCAGCGCCGACCUGCCUUUCAGCGGCGAGUCGUUCAUCUCAGCAGACUACGCCGACACCGACUUUCUCGGUAUCCCCGCGGAUGAAUGCGAGCGCUUCCGAGAACUCCUAGAGCUCAAGUGCCAAAUGAGGAAUGGAGGAAUCCAGGGCUUGUAUAGCCAAGGUGGCGGGGCAGAAGGCCAAGACCAAGAGGUGGUGGACAAAGAGCUGGAGCUACUCAAUGAGGAGCUGCGUAACAUCGAGCUAGAGUGCCUUAAUAUCGUCCGUGCCCACAAGAUGCAGCAGCUUCGGGAGCAGUGUCGCGAAUCCUGGAUGCUCCACAACAGCGGUUUCCGGAACUACAACACGAGCAUAGACGCACGGCGCCAUGAGCUCUCGGACAUUACGGAGAUGCCGGAGAAAUCUGACAAAGACAGCUCCAGUGCCUACAAUACCGGCGAGAGCUGCCGCAGCACCCCUCUUACGUUGGAGUUGUCGCCAGACAACUCUCUGCGUCGUGGGCCCGAGAACCAAGCUGGGCCGUCGAGCUCCAACGGUAGCGCGCCCAAAUCUCUCGCCGCCCCUCUCCAAGAGGUCUGUAGCCCCGGCAGGAGCAAAGCCCUUUCCAAGGAUCCGGAUUCCUUCCAGGUAGAAAGCAAGGAGAGGAAAGUAGGAGAGGCCAGCAAACCGGCGAGGAGCUUUGCUCAGCCACGUUCUCCUUACAAGCACGCACACAUCCCCGCCCACGCCCAGCACUACCAGAGCUACAUGCAGCUGAUCCAGCAGAAAUCCGCCGUGGAGUACGCCCAAAGUCAGAUGAGCCUGGUCAGUAUGUGUCGAGACGCGGGUGACCCGGGCAACAAGAUGGAGUGGAAGGUCAAGGUGCGUAGCGACGGUAGCCGCUACAUCACCAAGCGGCCCAUUCGGGACAAGCUGCUGCGGGAGCGCGCCCUGCGCAUCCACGAGGAGCGCAGCGGUAUGACCACGGAUGACGACGCCAUCAGCGAGUUGAAGAUGGGCCGCUACUGGAGCAAGGAAGAGAGGAAGCAACACGCCGUCCGUUCCAAGGAGCAGAGGCAACGUCGCGAGUUCAUGAAGCAAAGCCGAGCUGAUUGCCUGAAGGAGCAGGUUGCCCCGGAGGACAAGAAGGAGCCCAACAUUAUCGAACUGAGCAACAAAAAGAUGAUGAAAAAGAGAAAUAAGAAAAUAUUUGACAACUGGAUGACCAUCCAGGAACUGCUGACCCACGGUACCAAAUCACCAGACGGCACCAAAGUUUACACCUCGCUCUUGUCCGUGACCACAGUCUAAAUUGUGCAGAGGGGGGGGGGAAUGGGACUAAGACAGCGCUUCCCGUUUCGGUCCAUGUGGCAAGUUGUUGUAAAUAGCCGAAAAGACUUUUGUGGAGAGUUUCCACGGCAUUGCUUCAAUGAUUGGACUAUAUUUGGUUGUGGGCUGGACUGACUUUAAUACCUUUUCUACCAUUGUGCUUGCUCUUUUGAAUAAUCUCGGAAGCAUACUUUUUAUUGAAAGUACAUGUGCCAUUCAUAAACAGCCAGCAUUUACACAAUUUUACAAUAUGUUUUUGUUCUUACUAUACUGUAUAACCUUUAUCAGUGUUCUUCUGCUUUGCAUAGUCUUCUUUUCUGGAACCAAGUGCUUGUUUUUCCUGCAAAGUAUCAAAUCCUUUUUAAAAGGUCUUUUGUAAAUAAAUGUUGGCAGACAAUAUAAUACGUUCUUAUAAUGGUGCUGAUUUUCCAAAGUUAUGACCAUCAGUGACAUCUGUUACAUAUUGUAGAGAUCAUCAUAAUAUUUGUAUGUGCCUAUGUUUAGAAAAAGGCAUUUCAUAUAUUAUUGACUUUGUGUUAUAGUCACUUUUGCUUUUUUUAGGCUUUUAGCUCUUAAAGUCAAUAACAGCUUGAUACAUUCUUAGUUAGCCACAAAAUUUGACAUCCUGUAAAAUGACAGAAAUAAAUUAUUGUUUUAUAUAUGA